GGAGCUGGAGCGAUGCCGCUGGGCGUGCUCACGGGGUUUCUCCGGGCGAGGCGCGUGCCCAAGAAGGGAUUUCUCUCCCUCAGCCCCAAGCGCGCCGAGAAGAACUACUACAAGGGCAAGGGCGUGAUCAACUACGGCCGAUUGACGAAGAAAGGAGGAUUUAGCGUCCUGCUUCACAAGCUCCCGAAAUUCGUCGUGCCGGAUAUCACUGGAUUCAAGCUCAAGCCCUAUGUCGCGCACAAUGUGCCCAAGAUCGUGUCGAAGGAGAAGCUCGAGAAGGAGAAAGCCAGCGCUGGAAUCUGAAUUGAUGCCGUGCGAACAUUCCGGGCUCAUGUUUGAAUGGCACACGCGCAUCUUCAUCUUGAUCAGUGGUGGCUAUGGCGGAGACGUGCGCCAUUCCAGUCUCGCAGUGGCAAUUCCGGAUCUCCUCCCCAAUCCCGCGCCACAGCGGCGGCAUCGGCAGCGCGAAUUCCAGGGAGCAAUGCGUCGCCAAGGCCGCGGCGGCGGGAUCGUUCGUCCUCCACGACGAUCAAGAUCAAGAAUGCAGGUCUGUCGCUGCGAUUUCACCUCCUCUCCGGCGUAGAUCUGAUGCCGCGCCGCUCGUCGGUGAAAUCGCGGGGAUUCUCGACACCGUCCGCGACGUCCGCGAGCUCCCGGACGCUCUAGCGAGGUUUCGCGGCCGAUUGACGCCCUUCGCAGUCGGCAAGAUUCUCCAGGGCGUCAAGGACGCCGGAUCGGCGCUCUUCUUUUACCGCUGGGUGGGAUCGCAGGAUUUGUUCCGGCACACCACAUUCUCGAUGAACUGCGCGCUCAAUCUCCUCGUCAGGGCCGGGCAGCACGGACAGGCUGUCCAGCUCUUCCGCGAGGAGAGGUGUGUGCCCAACGAAUUCACGUAUGGAUCUCUCAUCCAUGGGCUGUGCAAGGCCGGGAAGCUGGAUCAAGCGUACGAGCUCCUGGACGAGAUGAGAGACCGAGGAAUUCCUCCCGGGGUGGCCGUCCACAAUGGCGUGAUCAAGGGCCUGUGCAAGGCCGGGAGGUUUGGCGACGCGCUGGGCUACUUCAAGACGGUGGCGGGCACCAAGUGCACGCCAGACAUCAUCACUUUCAACAUCCUGGUGGACGCUCUCGUGAAGUCGGGGAGAGUGGAGGAGGCCUUCCAGAUCUUCGAGAGCAUGCACACGUCCAGCCAGUGCCUGCCAAACGUGGUGACUUACACCACCGUGAUCAAUGGGCUGUGCAAAGAUGGGAAGCUGGACAGGGCGAUCGAGCUGCUGGAUCUCAUGAACGAGACUGGCUGCUGCCCAAACGUGAUCACUUACAGCGUCUUGGUUGAAGGGCUGUGCAAAGCUGGCCGGACAGACAAAGGUUUCACGCUCCUGCAAGAGAUGACCAGGCGGGGAUUCCAGCCGGACGUGAUCAUGUACAACACGCUGCUAAACGGGCUUUGCAAAUCAAGGAGGCUCGAUGAGGCGCUGGAGCUCGUCCAGCUGAUGAUCCGGAGUGGCUGCUACCCGACGGUGGUGACUUACAACAGCCUCAUGGAGCUGUUUUGCCGGAGCAAGCAGGUUGACAGGGCUUUCAGGCUCAUACAGGUGAUGAGCGAGCGCGGGUGCCCGCCGGACGUGAUCAACUACAACACGGUGAUCGCGGGCCUGUGCCGGGAUGCGAGGCUGGACGAUGCCCAGGCGCUGCUCAAGCAGAUGGUGGCGGCGAGGUGUGUGCCGGACGUGAUCACUUACAGCACUAUCAUCGACGGGCUGUGCAAGGACUGGAGAGUGGACGCGGACUGGAAGCUGGAGGCGGCUUGCGAGAUCCUGGAGAUGAUGAAGCAGACGGGGUGCCCGCCGAAUGCUGGAACUUACGCCGUCGUCAUCGAGGGGCUGUGCCGAGCCAGGAAGUCGCAGCAGGCGCUCGCGCUGCUGCGGCGGAUGAUCGACAGCGAGGUGGUCCCGGACUUGUCCUCGUUCAGCAUGGUGAUCGGCAGCCUGUGCAAGUCCCACGACCUGGAUGCCGCGUACAAGAUCUUCGGGAUGAUGAGCGAGCGGGAAUGCAAGCCCAAUCCGGUGGCUUACGCGGCGCUGAUCGACGGCCUCUCGAAAGGUGGCGAGGUGGACAAGGCCGUGCGAGUUUUCGAGCUCAUGGUGGAGAGCUUCCGGCCGGGUGUGGCGACUUACAACAGCGUCCUGGACGGGCUUUGUGGCGUUGGAAGGAUUGAAGAGGCUGUGAGAAUGGUGGAGGGGAUGAUCCACAAGGAAUGCUUUCCAGACGGGGCGAGCUACGGGGCGCUCAUCCGGGGCUUGUGUCGCGUCUCGUGCGUGGAGGAGGCGUACGAGCUCUUCCAGGCGGUGGAGGCUAAAGGAUUUGCCAUGGAGGUUGGAGUGUACAACGUUUUGGUGAACGAGCUGUGCAAGAAGAAGAGGCUGAGCGAUGCUCACGGGGUCGCAAAUAAGUUGAUCGAAGCGGGAUACAAGCAACAAGGAUGAAAGAAAGAGCAUACAAUGCAAAGAUAACAUAGUCAAUGAAUGUCGAAAUCCGUUGACUUUGAUUGAAUUUGAGUGGAUUCUGCGACUCACAUCAAGUAUCACAUUAUGUUGAACGAAUUAUCUUUCAUGGAAUACAUAUAUUCACUA
Molecule: messenger RNA, 2630 nt
Organism: Selaginella moellendorffii
Lineage: Eukaryota; Viridiplantae; Streptophyta; Lycopodiopsida; Selaginellales; Selaginellaceae
Product: pentatricopeptide repeat-containing protein At1g09900
Exons: 4
Coding region: 378-2483 (701 amino acids)
Molecular function (GO): protein binding
Source: RefSeq, a predicted model, not a curated record